Molecule: messenger RNA, 585 nt
Organism: Morus notabilis
Lineage: Eukaryota; Viridiplantae; Streptophyta; Magnoliopsida; Rosales; Moraceae
Product: basic blue protein
Exons: 2
Coding region: 85-462 (125 amino acids)
Cellular component (GO): plasma membrane
Molecular function (GO): electron transfer activity
Source: RefSeq, a predicted model, not a curated record
UCAUCCACAUCUCGUAGUAGUGUCAUCGUUUGUGCAUUGUUUUCUCUUUGUUUUGUUUAGCUCCUUUGAAAGCACACAAGAAAAAUGGGCCAGGGAAGAGUCAGUGCAAUGGUCGCGGCGGCUUUGCUGUUGUUGUUGGUGCUUAGCCAAACUGAGUUGGCUCGUGCGGCAACCUACACGGUCGGCGGCGCCGGCGGCUGGACCUUUAACGUUGCCGGUUGGCCUAAAGGAAAGCGCUUCCGUGCUGGUGACACACUUGUGUUCAACUACGGCCGAGGUGCUCACAAUGUGGUGGCUGUUAACAAGGCCGGUUACCAGACGUGCAGGACAGUACCAAAGGGAGCCAAAGUCUAUACAAGUGGAAAGGACCAGAUCAAGCUAGUGAAGGGCCAGAACUUUUUCAUAUGCAAUUUUCCCGGGCACUGCGAAUCUGGAAUGAAAAUUGCCGUAACUGCAGCCUAAUUAAAGGGGAAACUAUGUAUUUAUUAGACGUGAUUGUCACUCUAUAGUAGAGCAUUAUCAUGUAUUAAAAAACCAUGUUUUGAAGUGUUGUUUGGAAUGGAAUAAAAUAGUUUCUUUAUGUCA